Pelobates cultripes (western spadefoot toad) is the source of this 861-nucleotide messenger RNA. NCBI's taxonomy places the organism in Eukaryota, Metazoa, Chordata, Amphibia, Anura, Pelobatidae. The record is from the annotation of a GenBank genome assembly.
AUGGCUCCGGCGGUGCGGACCGUGGACACAGUGUCGGAAUUUACAAGCUGUGUGAGUGUUUAGUCGCUUCCCGGGGAUUUUUUUUUUUUUUUGUAAAGAAUAAAACUAAAUAAAACUGGGGGACAUAAAGUAAUGAAGAGCUGGAGCUUAAGAGGCUGGGGAUAAUGACUAGGAGUUUAAAGACGUAUUACCGGUCUGUAAAGCGGCUGGGUUUAAACACUGUGCAUUUUAAAUUAAAUAUAUUUAUUUGUUGAUGUUUGAACAGUUAAAAUGAAUCUAAGCAUUGUUGUGUUGAUUAUUGUAACAAUAUGUUCUGAUUGUGACAUGUGCAUGUUACUGUGUAAUUUGUAUGAGUAGAAAAAUGGAUUAGAAGGAAAACAAAGUGCCCUUGGUUGUUUGAAUGACUCGACCCUGUUAGGGGAAGCUGCAUAGUAGAAUAGUAAGUGGUAUUUCUCCUGGGGCUGUAUGGUAGUCCUGCCUGCUAGACCGACUUUGAUACCCCUAGGGACUGGGGGGGGUAUUUAUUAGGGAGAUGUGACAACCGAGACCUAAGAUUGGGAGGUGUGAUAUUCAUGUGGUCCUGAGAUUAACCUUAUGCCCGGGCAAAAAGCGCGAACAAGAUUCAGUGUAAAAGAAAAGAUAUAUAUAUGUAUAUUUGCCACCUGUGGUUGCGGUCUCCUACGUGAGAUUGCAUAUAAACGAAAGAAAAAGUUGAACGGCGUGAACAUCCCGAACGCGGCUAUUCUCGCCGCUUACCUGGUGUUCGUUAGUUUGUGCGUGUCUGUGCGAACGGACUGGUGGGAAGCCGCAAGGUAUGACGGGACCGGAAGUGCGAUGCCUGUUGAGGACCCGGAAGUGUGA